Molecule: messenger RNA, 1062 nt
Organism: Fonsecaea nubica
Lineage: Eukaryota; Fungi; Ascomycota; Eurotiomycetes; Chaetothyriales; Herpotrichiellaceae
Exons: 4
Coding region: 1-1062 (353 amino acids)
Molecular function (GO): dioxygenase activity
Source: RefSeq, a predicted model, not a curated record
AUGGGCAGCCUCCAGGAGCCGCUCCUCGGCGAAACCCUUCUCCAGACAGCGAAGAGGCUUGAGGCAGCAGAUUUCAAAGAAGUCCCCGUCGUUGACCUGGCCGGUCUGUCCAGCGGGGAAAUCACCGACCGGAUCGCUGUGGCGCGAGAGGUCCGUGAUGCUUGUAUUCGCGUCGGCUUUUUCUACGUCAAGAAUCAUGGUGUGCCUCAGGAAGUGAUUGAUCGCGUGUUUGAGGUGUCGAAGAAAUUUUUCUCCCUGCCGGCCGAGGAUAAGAUGGAGGUGUAUGUGACCAAGAACGAGAGCUUCAAGGGGUAUGAAGACAUUCAUUAUGGAGCGGUGGAUCCGCAGACAAAAGGAGAUAUGAAGGAAGCCUUCAACUUCGGCUACGAGCCCGCAGCCGACCCCAAGACUCCCCUCUCCGAGCCAUGGCCAUUGUAUGAGGGUCUCAAGGGUCCCAAUGUCUGGCCUCGAAACUUCCCUGAGCAAUGGAAACAAGACUUGUUCGCCUACUACGGCGAGGUGUUGAAUCUGGGUCGACGGAUGAUCCGAGCCUUUGCCCUUGUGCUCGACCUCCCCGAAGAUUAUUUUGAUGAUCUCCUGGUUCGACCGGGUGCGAUCAUGCGGCUACUCAGAUAUCCGGCGUCAAUACUCGACCCUGACCAUCCCGGGAUCGGGGCACACAGGGAUUAUGAAUGCUUUACGAUUCUCUGUCAAGACGAGACCAAUGGUUUACAGGUGCAGACUAAAAAGGGUGAAUGGAUCGAAGUGACUCCGAUCCCUGGUACCUUUGUGGUAAACAUUGGCGAUUUUCUCUCUCGCUGGACCAACGAUGUCUUUCGCUCAACCUUGCACCGAGUCUACAACGUCUCCGGCCGCGAGCGUUACUCCUUUCCGCUGUUCAUUGGGCCAAACUACACCACCAAAAUCCAGGCCAUUCAUACUUGUGUCAAUGAAGACCGGCCUGCGAAGCAUGAGCCUUUUGUCGCUGGCGAGUACAUUUCCAACAGGCUCUACGGUGCGAAACGAAAGCCUCUUCCCACUCCCCUCGAGAGUUCCGCGUGA